AUGCAAGAUGGAGAGGAUAUCCAGGUUGUGUUCAGAGAUCACUUCAAAAAGACAAGACCAAAGCACAAAGUUAUUGAUUUUCAGAAAAAGUCUGAAGAGGCAGUCAGAAGUGCGAUGAAAAAAGCUGCAGAUUCAGGUAUUGAUGAUAAUGGAAAACUGGAGGCCAAAAUGGUGCUAAAGGAAGUCAUAGGCGAAUUUUGGUGA
Molecule: messenger RNA, 204 nt
Organism: Funneliformis caledonium
Lineage: Eukaryota; Fungi; Glomeromycota; Glomeromycetes; Glomerales; Glomeraceae
Source: the annotation of a GenBank genome assembly